Molecule: messenger RNA, 1506 nt
Organism: Sclerotinia sclerotiorum 1980 UF-70
Lineage: Eukaryota; Fungi; Ascomycota; Leotiomycetes; Helotiales; Sclerotiniaceae
Exons: 3
Coding region: 1-1506 (501 amino acids)
Biological process (GO): transmembrane transport
Molecular function (GO): transmembrane transporter activity
Source: RefSeq, a predicted model, not a curated record
AUGGACGAGACCCAGCCACUCCUUUCACCCGUACCGCCGCCUACAACCGCAGCUGGGCAAUAUCCAUACAUUCCCGAUGUGAACAUUCCAAACGAUGAGUCUUUCGAUCAUCGAAUCGAUUUCAAUCCCAAUGGAGAUCCGGAAAAUCCAUUAGAAUGGCCAAAGGCUUAUCACAAUGGAGUCACUUUACUUUUAGCAUUCAUGGCAUUCACAGUAACAUUCACCUGCAUCGGUGUAGUACCCAUCGCCAGACAAAUAAUCCUUGAUCUCGAAAACCAAGAAUCCAAAUCCGCAUCCGUGCUUCUCGUUACCAUUUGGGAACUCGGAGAAGCAGCUGGUCCUUUACUCAUUGCCCCACUUUCCGAAGUCUAUGGACGAGCAGCCGUGUUUAACGUUGCAAAUGUUCUUUUUAUCAUCUGGACAGUCGUGGCAGCUAGUAGUCAAACAUCUCAUUUGUUUAUUUUGUCGAGAUUCAUGACCGGUUGCGCUGUUGCGUCUAAUGUUCUUAAUCCGGCUGUCAUUGGUGAUAUGUUACCGCCUGAUCAAAGAGGCUCGGCAAUGGCAACACUCAUGCUUGCACCACUUUUAGGUGGUGCUAUUGGACCUGCUAUUACUGGAGCAAUUGCUCAAUCGAUUGGAUGGAGAAAUGUUCUUUGGUUUGCGGCGGGUAUGGCUGGAGUUUGUGAGCUUGCUUUUGUUUUCCUGCUUAGGGAGACGUAUAAGACUCGUAUCUUACAGCGAAGAAUCGCGAGGUUACAAAAGGAUAAUGAUGGUCUUGCACUUAAAGCCGUAGUAGAGGAAGAGUGUGAACAUACGGCGAUUGCGAUAUGGAAGGCUAUCAAAAGGCCCGCAGCUGUAUUCGGAGGAUCUUUCGUUCUGCAGAUUUUGUCAUUCUAUGGGGCAAUUAUGUUUACAUUCUAUUACAUUAUGUCGACGACCUUACCAGAGGUACUGAAGAAUAUUUAUGGGUUUCCUCCGGCGACAAUUGGUUCUUCUUUCUUCGCUUUUAGUGUCGGAUCAGCUGUUGCCGUCUUUGUUUGCAAUGUGCUUAUAGAUCGAAUCUAUAUCUACCUUCGAACUAAAAACAACAAUAAAUCACAUCCAGAAUACCGAAUGCCUCUCACUGUAAUCAGUGCUUUUAUUCUUCCAAUCUCGAUUGUUCUUUUUGGAUGGACCGCCGCAAAUGGAUGGCCAGCUGCCUUGCUUCUUUUUUUGGUCGGCCUCCAGGGUUUUGCUAUUCUAACGGGUAUGGUUCCGUUGAUGGCGUAUGUGGUGGAUGCAUUUGGAUUAUUUUCAGCAAGUGCUUUAACGGCCGUACUCAUUACCAGAUGUUUGACGAGUACAUUUUUACCAUUGGUCGUUGGACCCUUGACUGAUGCUCUUGGAUAUGGAUGGGGAUUUAUGAUCAUUUCGGGUAUAUGUCUGGUGGUUGCACCGAUUCCAUUGUUGGUUAUGAGAUAUGGAGAGAAGUGGAGACAGUCGUCUACAUAUACGAGAGAUGAAUGA